Staurois parvus is the source of this 408-nucleotide messenger RNA. The record is from the annotation of a GenBank genome assembly. Lineage: Eukaryota; Metazoa; Chordata; Amphibia; Anura; Ranidae.
AUACAGACUGCGUCUACAAACAUUUGUGAAAGACUGUGCAAUAAGUCCAUCUGUGAAAUGUGCUUGCUACUAAAUAUUCCAUGGUCAACUGUUAGUGGUAAUAAAACAAAGUGGAAGCAACUGGGAACAACAGCAACUCAGCAACAAGGUGGUAGGCCACAUAAAAUGACAGAGUGGGGUGAGCGCAUGCUGAAGUGCCCAGUGCGCAGAAGUCACCAACUAUCUGCAGAGUCAAUAGCUAAAGACCUCCAAACUUUGUGUGGCCUUCAGAUUAGCACACCAACAGUGCAUACAGAGCUUCAUGGAAUGGGUUUCCAUUGCCAAGCAGCCGCAUCCAAGCCUUACAUCACCAAGUGCAAUGCAAAUCAUCAGAUUCAGUGGUGUAAAGCAUGCCACCGCUGGAUUCUA